This is a messenger RNA of Grammomys surdaster, 582 nucleotides long. It is a transcript of the gene Sult2a1, whose product is annotated as sulfotransferase family 2A member 1. Lineage: Eukaryota; Metazoa; Chordata; Mammalia; Rodentia; Muridae. Gene Ontology annotation, cellular component: cytoplasm. The record is from RefSeq and is a predicted model, not a curated record. Gene Ontology annotation, molecular function: sulfotransferase activity. Gene Ontology annotation, biological process: sulfation.
CCUCCACGACUCAUGAAAUCACAUCUUCCCAUGCUUUUCUCCAAGUCUCUCUUCAGUUCCAAGGCCAAGGUCAUCUAUCUCAUCAGAAAUAACAGAGAUGUUCUUGAUUCUGGUUAUUUUUUCUGGGGUAAGUCAAACCUUGUGAAGAAUCCAGAGUCACUGGGAACUUAUCUUGAAUGUUUCCUCAAAGGAAAUGGUCCAUAUGGAUCAUGGUUUGAGCACAUGCGUGGUUGGCUGUCCAUGAGAGAAUGGGACAACUUCUUGGUACUGUACUAUGAAGACAUGAAAAAAGAUACAAAGGGAACCAUAAAGAAGAUCUGUGACUUCCUAGAGAAAAAAUUAGGGCCAGAUGAGCUGGAUCUGGUCCUCAAGUACAGCUCCUUUCAAGUCAUGAAAAGAAACAACAUGUCCAAUUUUAAUCUCAUCAAGAAAGAUUUGCUUCCUAAUGGCUUGAACCUCAUGAGAAAAGGAACAACUGGGGACUGGAAGAAUCACUUCACAGUAGCCCAAGCUGAAGCCUUUGAUAAAGUAUUCCAGGAGCAAAUGGCUGGUUUCUCUCCAGGGAUGUUUCCAUGGGAAUAA